Molecule: messenger RNA, 1298 nt
Organism: Cloeon dipterum
Lineage: Eukaryota; Metazoa; Arthropoda; Insecta; Ephemeroptera; Baetidae
Product: caspase-1-like
Exons: 5
Coding region: 74-1018 (314 amino acids)
Biological process (GO): proteolysis
Molecular function (GO): cysteine-type endopeptidase activity
Source: RefSeq, a predicted model, not a curated record
GCAGGUUUGUGGCGAUCAAUCGACGAGGUAAGUGAUCCUGCAGAUCAGCAACCAAUCGAAUUAGCUUUUGAGAAUGGAUUCAUCGGAAAAUCCCGAGCUGUUUUCCAACUCGGCGCAAGGAAGUGAAUCUGAGAGAGCGGACGGAGCUAUCAAGUCGAAAAGUUCGCCGCCUGUGACAGGCAAAAAAACCCUGCACGAAGACAAAGAAGACUUUUACAACAUGCACCACGCAAGACGCGGAAGAGCGGUCAUUUUCAACCAGAUGAACUUCAAAAAUGACACAAAACUGUUCAGAGAGGGAAGCGACGUAGACGAGAACAAUUUGAAACGGGCAUUUGAGAAAAACGGUUUUGAAGCCAUUGUCUUCCGCGAUUGUAACAAAGAGGAAAUUGAUUGCUUUUUUGACAAAUACAGAACCGAUCCGAAUCUCACCGAUGAAGACUGUUUGGUAAUUUGCUAUCUCUCACACGGAGUGGAAAACGAAAAACUGUACACGGUCAAAGAGGGUGAAUUUAUCACGGUACAAGAGCUCCUAGAUCCUUUCACGGCAGAAAGGUGUCCUCAAAUGGCAGGCAAGCCGAAAUUAGUGUUCGUCCAGGCAUGCAAAGGGCAAAAGAUUGACAAGGGAAGCAAGAUUCAGGUUGACGGGAUAGGAAAAUUACGGAAUUAUGAGCAGAAAACAUUUAACCAACAAAGCUUCACAAUCCCGAACAACGCAGAUUUCUUUGUAGCGUACUCAACCUGCGAAGGUUACGCGUCCCUGCGGGACACGAAUGACGGGAGCUGGUUCGUUCAAUGUCUUUGCAAGCAACUGGAGAAAGAGGAAACGCAGAGCAUGAGCAUUUUCCAGUGGAUGACCAAAGUGAACCGCAUGGUCGCGAUGGAACAAGCCGAUAACGUUCCCUUAAUGCUAGGGGCUGACCAGGUGAUUCUUGAAAGGGUCAAGCAAUGCUCGGCGUUCACCUCUCGACUGACAAAGGAUUUGAUUCUUGCACCGAAAGUCACCCGUAGAAAUUAACUUUUUACCAAUAAAAACCGGUUCUUCCUGUUUACAUGAUUAUAAUGGCAGCAAAUCAGAAAACGUUAAUCUUAACUAAUUAUACUAGAUUAUUUUUUAACUUUAUAAAGACCUCGUUUGUUCGGGUUGUUCAUACAUUUUAACAUACUCAUGAGGUUAUGCUAGGCUUAAAUCUAAGUAUUUAUUUUUUAACUUGACUCGCUAUACAUAAUAAUUUACAAGUAGUGGUUAAUGGUUUCAAGAAAUUUGGUAAUGAUAAUAAAAUUGAAUUUUUCACUUU